Silurus meridionalis is the source of this 2769-nucleotide messenger RNA. RefSeq names its product cordon-bleu WH2 repeat protein-like 1a (gene cobll1a). The transcript has 11 exons. The coding region runs from base 207 to 2585 and encodes 792 amino acids. Gene Ontology annotation, biological process: signal transduction. Gene Ontology annotation, molecular function: actin monomer binding. NCBI's taxonomy places the organism in Eukaryota, Metazoa, Chordata, Actinopteri, Siluriformes, Siluridae. The record is from RefSeq and is a predicted model, not a curated record.
AGGACUGGGCAGGUCUAUAAGGUGCUGUCAGCAAAGCAGAUUACCCACCAUGCCAUUAGCACUCUGUCUCUUCUCUCAAACCCACCCACACACACACACACACACACUCUUACUUGACUGGAGAAGUCUGAAAGGACAACACACUGGGCAGAGAGUAGGACGCUGUGGACAUUUCAGGACACGUGUCUCCAAACACUGACCCCAUUAUGGAGCAGGUAGAUCUGAUAGAAAGGAACCUGACCCUGACCGUCCUGCUGCCUGAGGGACACGAGAGAACAGUUACAGUGCACGGCAGUAAACCAGUGAUGGACGUGCUGGUGAUUCUGUGCGCUCGCUACCACCUGAACCCCUCAGAUCACGUGUUGGAACUUUUUUCCACGAAUCACAACAAGCUAAAAUUCAAACCCAGCUCUCUGAUUGGCUCGCUGGAAGCCGAGCUCAUUAUGCUGAAACCUAAACGAAGCGACAGCAAGAAAGUCCCUCACGUUCCUGUGGCCACAGUGCGUCUGAUGAUUAACUACAGGAAGUCCCACAAGGCCGUGGUGCGAGUCAGUCCACAGGUUCCCCUGGCCGAGUUAAUGCCUGCUGUGUGUGAAAAGUGCGAGAUGGAUCCGAAAAGCACCCUGUUGUUAAGAGACAGCCAAUCAGAAGAGCCGCUGGACCUGACUAAAACUCUCAAUGACUACGCCAUCCGAGACCUGUAUGCCAAAGCUAUUUCAAAUUCUCCACCUGACCCAGCAACUCUGACUCAUAAAGGUACUGAAGAUUGCAAGAAGGAUAAAUCGGCGUCACAGGAGAAGGUCCAGGGCGAGAAAGAGAACAGGGGAUUACUCGGCUUGUUCAGGAGAAGCAGGAAAUCACUGGAAGAGACUGCACCGAACACCACCGCCGUGAACGUCGCCAGCUCUCUGGUGCUGAAAGAUCAGCAUGGAAAUGAGACGUGUUGUCCAGAAGUAAACUCCGCCUCAUCCAUGACGUCUUGUGAAAUGACCAAGAAGAGACGAGCCCCUCAGCCUCCCAGCAUGCUCGGCUCCCGGAGCGUCUCUUGUGAACUGAACUCUGGUCAACAAGUCGCACUGCCGUCCACCGAUGAUGACAAACAGGGUGUGCUGAGUCGGGUCUCGUCCGCCGAGUCGUCUCUGAAGAGGCACAAACGUAGAGCCCCACCCCCUCCAUGCACAAGUUCCUCCCUUCCAGACCCUUCUGAUGAUAAAGAAAGCUCGUAUACAGGAGGCUUUCUAGAGGACGAAGAGGAGAACGCUACUUUCAAGAAACCGACCUGCUCGUCCAUCCCGGUGUCCACUCUGAUGAACGAGGUCCUGUCCGAAUUUACUGACCGAAUGAAAACCAUGGAGCGGAGACACGUCUCGUUUGACGGGUCCAUCACACAUCCACCCCCAGCCUUAAGCCAUUCCCUAGUGUCUGGGUCUCUGGAUGGUGAUCCUGUGGUGCCCCCUGGCUGUAAGCUCCUGAGACACGGCUCUCAGAGAGACGGCCUCACCACCUUCACCGUGGUGCCCCAGAGAAGACCACAAAACACGAGACAGUACGAGUUUCUCAUCACGAUGGAAACUUCGGAGACUACCAAUGAAGAUCCAGGAGGAAAUCUGGAAGGAAGUGGGUCAGAAUCCGGAGAGGUUGAGCAAAUGGAGACGUUUGAAAAAGAUGAUGCUGAAUUUGAAAAUGAAGUGGAAACUGGUGAGGUGCUGAGUAUCAAGGAAGGGUUUGGGAAAUUAAAUCUGGACGUAAAUUCCGAGAAACAUCAUUCGGAGCACAAAGACGGGACGGCCGAUCAAGACGGGAGAGAAUGGAUGGAUGAGUUCAGAACAAGGAGAAGGAGAUUUCUAACAGAUGAUCAUUGGGAGGGAGGAGAUUUAAAGACGUCUAGAAAGGUGCUUGAUCAAGAAAUGGAAGAUGAUUAUGAUGAUUGCUGGGAAGUGGAAGACACUGAGAAUUUGGAGGAAACUGAGAGUUUCAGGAAAGAGGAAACUGAGGAACAUGAAGCAGGAAAUGUUUUCCCUAUUUACAACCCAAAUUUAUGCGACUCUGACCCUCAGCGUGACCCUACAUCUGAUGUUUCAUAUAACAAAGACCCCUACUGGGAUGUACAGCGUUCCUCUAACCUUCACAUCUCCAAUUCUGACACACCUAACACAAGCUUUUUCCAAACCAAUCCUCAUAAUCACCAACCCAAUUCAGUUCAGUCUCUCUCAAAGUCCAAACCUGAUCCCAGCACUGAGCAUUCCCCUCCAAACUCAACAUCUCUCUUUGCUCUGGCUGUCAGCAAAAGAGUUCAGAGUCGUGGGAAUGCCAGUAGUCCUUUAAAUCCUUCUGCAAGAAGAACACCCUCUCCAACUCCGUGCUCUCCAAGUGCCAGUUCUCAGCACACUUCCUCUAAAAAGCUCUAUUUCCAGAACCUGAUCACGGAAGAGUUUACUGUGAAGACACCAGCAUCUCUAGGUCCCUGGAAUGAAGCCCCACCCAUUUCUACAGCUCCGCCCCCUGUCGCUUUGACACCUCAGGCAAAAAGGCAAACCUGGAGUUCUUUUUCACGUGCACAAAUGAAGAAUUUGGAGCAAAUAUGAUGUUCAGAUGACGCUUUACAUUUUUUAGUUUGAUUCUGAUUGUUAUUUUUCUUUAUAUUAAACUCUAUUCUUUAUAUCAUUUGUAUAAUCAUGGUCAAUUAAAAAAUGUGUGAACAAUGGAAUAGAAAAUCUGUUCUGAAAGUUUUGUUUUGUUUUUAUGUAAAUAAAUGUUGCAAGCAUCCGA